Messenger RNA from Papilio xuthus (Asian swallowtail), 1566 nucleotides. Its product is annotated as probable phospholipid-transporting ATPase VD. Gene Ontology annotation, cellular component: plasma membrane. The transcript is spliced from 6 exons. The annotation marks the transcript as partial. Gene Ontology annotation, molecular function: nucleotide binding; ATPase-coupled intramembrane lipid carrier activity. The record is from RefSeq and is a predicted model, not a curated record. Gene Ontology annotation, biological process: phospholipid translocation. NCBI's taxonomy places the organism in Eukaryota, Metazoa, Arthropoda, Insecta, Lepidoptera, Papilionidae.
CGAGUCCCGCUGAAUUCAGAGAACUUAUUGCUAAGAGAGUGCACUAUAAAAAAUACAGAUUACGUUGAGGGUAUCGUUGUGUACGCGGGACACGAAACAAAGGCCAUGCUGAACAACGGCGGGCCGCGGUACAAGUGCUCAAAGCUUGAGCGUAAGAUGAACACCGACGUAAUCUGGUGUGUACUCGUGCUGCUCUUCCUAUGCUGCGCCGGCGCCGUCGGCUGCAAGCUCUGGUACGACCAUUACAGCCCGCUCCUCUACAAAGUUACGCCCUUUAUUACCUACGCGGACAAGCCCGCAUACGAGGGCCUCCUGAUCUUCUGGACCUACAUCAUCGUACUCCAGGUCAUGAUACCAGUGUCCCUCUACGUUACGAUCGAAAUGACCAAACUGCUCCAGGUGUACCACAUUCAUCAGGACGUCGAAAUGUACGACCCAGUUACCAAUACACGAACGGAGUGUCGAGCUUUAAACAUCACCGAAGAGUUGGGGCAGAUCAAUUACUUGUUUAGCGAUAAGACGGGGACGUUGACGGAGAACAAGAUGGUGUUCAGACGGUGCACGGUGGGCGGCGUGGACUAUGAUCACCCGCCCGGUCCUCCCGCCGAGCCUUCGCCCGACCUACCGCCAAUCGUGACGCCCAUCACCAAAGUGUCGCCCAACAGGAGGAUGCUGCAACACAUGCAGGAUAACAACGACGCUCAACAUACGCAAAAGGUACGCGAGUUCCUCCUGAUGCUGGCAGUAUGCAAUACGGUAGUGGUGAGCCAGCCGCACGUAGACGCCAUGCAGCUGAGCGGCUCGCAGUCCGGCGGACACUUCCCCACAGACCGAUCCGCUGAUCGCCCCGCAAGAUCCAACGGCACGCUGCGGUCCAACGACAAGUAUGCGCGGCUGACGGAGUCCAGGUCGACAACGCCCUCGCCACCGCCCUCCACCACAUCCCCGCUGCGCAUCCGCCUGCCGCGCUUCCCCUUCGGCGGCCGCGACGACACCAGCAGCGAGCCCAGCACCUCUGCAGACUGUCAGUUGGCGCGUUUCGAGGCGGAGAGCCCGGACGAGCUGGCGCUGGCGGAAGCGGCACUUGCGUACGGCUACGAGCUGCGCAGCCGCGCGCCCGACGAGGUUGAAGUGGGCGUGCGCGGCGAGGUGGUGCGCUAUAAGGUGCUGCGCGUGCAGCAGUUCGACUCCAACCGCAAGUGCAUGUCCGUCGCCAUGCGUCUGCCAACCGGACAGGUGAUCCUGUACGUGAAGGGCGCGGACUCCGCGGUGCUGGGCGCGCUGACGCCGAUGCGCGCGGGGUCUGCGGAGGCGGCGGCGUACGAGCGCACGCGCGCGCUGCUGUCGGAGUACGCGCGCGCCGGCCUGCGCACGCUCGUCAUGGCCAAGCGCACCAUGCAGCCCGCGCUCUGGGAGGAGUGGCUCGCGGGACACGCGCGCGCCUCCGAAAUUGGAGAAGGUCGCGAGAAGCGCAUCCGCGAGUCCCUGGCGCGGCUGGAGAGCGCGCUGAGCCUGGUGGGGGCGACGGGCGUGGAGGACCGGCUGCAGGAGGCGGUGCCGCGCACC